Rhinopithecus roxellana (golden snub-nosed monkey) is the source of this 927-nucleotide messenger RNA. RefSeq names its product phospholipase A and acyltransferase 3 (gene PLAAT3). The transcript is spliced from 5 exons. The coding region runs from base 271 to 759 and encodes 162 amino acids. Gene Ontology annotation, biological process: N-acylphosphatidylethanolamine metabolic process. Gene Ontology annotation, molecular function: A2-type glycerophospholipase activity; glycerophospholipid phospholipase A1 activity. The record is from RefSeq and is a predicted model, not a curated record. Lineage: Eukaryota; Metazoa; Chordata; Mammalia; Primates; Cercopithecidae. Gene Ontology annotation, cellular component: cytoplasm.
GGAUGCUGGGCGCGGAGGGCACGGGUGAGGCGGGAAGAGGCGGUGCCAGGGACGCGGGCGUCCUGCAGUCCCCGGGGCUGGGGCCGGGCGCUCUGCGAGGCUCUCAUUAGCCGGCGGCGCGGGGAGGGGCCGGGUGACCUUACGCUGGCCCGGCCACUGCGGCCAUUAGACCCGGUCCAAUUGCUGAGGCGGCAGCGCUGCCUCGGAGUCCGCGAGACAUCUACGAAGCGAAAUCGAGCCUGGCCUUGAGGGUCCACACCGCGAGAGAAGAUGCGUGCGCUCAUGCCGGAGCCUAAGCCUGGAGACCUGAUCGAGAUUUUUCGCCCUUUCUACAGACACUGGGCCAUCUAUGUUGGCGAUGGAUAUGUGGUUCACCUGGCCCCUCCAAGUGAGGUUGCAGGAGCAGGUGCAGCCAGCGUCAUGUCUGCCCUGACUGACAAGGCCAUCGUGAAGAAGGAAUUACUGUAUGAUGUGGCCGGGAGUGACAAGUACCAGGUCAACAACAAACAUGAUGACAAGUACUCACCGCUGCCCUAUAGCAAAAUCAUUCAGCGGGCGGAGGAGCUGGUGGGGCAGGAGGUGCUCUACAAGCUGACCAGCGAGAACUGCGAGCACUUUGUGAACGAGCUGCGCUAUGGAGUCCCCCGCAGUGACCAGGUCAGAGAUGUUGUCAUCGCUGCAAGUGUUGCAGGAAUGGGCUUGGCAGCCAUGGGCCUUAUUGGAGUCAUGUUCUCAAGAAAUAAGCGACAAAAGCAGUAACUGAAAAAGACUGUCCUGUCAGCGAUGACUUUAUACAUCAAGGGGAUCUUGUUUUGCUAGCGUUUGGGGUUUGGUUUGUGGAUUUCAUUGUGAUUUAUAAUAAGGCUUAUUUUCACAGAAUAAAAUAAAGUACAACGAGGGAGGAUUUUAUUGGGGGAAAUGCAGCAA